Messenger RNA from Megalopta genalis, 2873 nucleotides. The record is from RefSeq and is a predicted model, not a curated record. Lineage: Eukaryota; Metazoa; Arthropoda; Insecta; Hymenoptera; Halictidae.
GAACAAGAAAAUUGGGUUACCAGCUCUGCUAGACACCGGCUGAAGAAGAUCAUCUACUUUACUCUCAAGAUUAGAUUUACUUUUCAAUCGGAUGUCUGUUCGGCGCGACGAUGUGGUUGAAACCGAGCACGGUGGAGCCGCUGCAGAAUUCAACGAAGUACUUCCGGAGCUGCGAUUUCGGAUUGAUCGUCGGCAUACCGAUCUCCGUUGGAUCGUCCGGUGGCACCGCCGCCAGAUUCUUCAGAGUCGCUUCGUUCCGAGUCUGGAAGUCCGACAAGAUUUCAUUGCCGUAAAAAUAGUCAAGCUUUUGCAGCGGCAUCGACUUGUUCAACGACGAUUUCGGCAUGGUCACGACUAUUUCGCUACUUUUCCGUUUCUGUGCUCGAUGGAACACGUUCUCCUCUGUUUUCUAGCAUCAUGCGACAAUUAAUUAUGAAUAGCUCGGCAGAGAUCGGUGGAACAGACAACGUGUUCGAAUCGACGCGAUCUUGAUCGCGAUUGUGCGAUAGGAUAUAAUGAAAAUCGAUGAAGAGAACGGUUUUAAAAUUGUUCGCUUUUAUUGUUCUUGUUACGAAUCGCAUCGUCAUUCGUGAUUAAUGGUAAUAGACCGCCGAUUUUUAUGCAAAAAAGGAUUAGUUGUAAGAUACGGAAGCUGAUUAGACAUUUCUUUCUUUCUACGAUUAUUACAAAUAAUGCGAUAGUAUUUUUAAAUAAAUUAAUUUGUAACGUUUUGCAUAAAAUCUGCGGUUUAUUAUUUACUCAGCAUGUUGUAAUUGCACUCCAAUUGCAAUCACGAACUACAGUCUAAUCUAAUUGGACAGAGAUCUGAAUUACGAAUCACCAUGUGAUCGAAUUACAUAUAAUGAAAACUAAACUACAAUAUAAUCGAACUGUAAUAUGUAAUUAUAAUUCUUCGGGCAAUUCAAUUGUAAUUCUGCGCAGCUCUGCAGCACAGCAACGUGGUAAUUAUAAUUAAUUGUAAUUAGGGAAAUCUUCGAUCGCUGGUCAUCGCCUACUGUGUAGUCGCGAGCGAAAGAAAAACACGCGAAUCGAUUCUUCGCGGAGUUCGUGCACGCUGUACGAGAGCACAGAACAGACAGACGGAUCACGAUCAUCAAACUUAGCAUGUGCGAACGGUGAAUCCUGCUUCAGGGGGUUCCGGAUGUGUCCGGGUCGAGCCGCGUCGCAAAUUUAAUCGACGUUUUCGAACCGUGUUACUUGCGAACUUUCAUGGAAAUGGUAACGUCGCGACGGGCACGUAAUUUCGAACCACGUCUGUUUCCACAUUUUCCGCAGGAACAGGCGUAUUGCUCGUACUGCGUUCAGCCGAUACAGGACAUCGAGCUCCUGCAGCCGGAAGUCAGGCCAAGGCGAAGGCCGAAGAGCCAGCUGCAACGUUGCCCGUCCUGUCAUUACUCUCUCGAGGUGCCGAAACAUUCCUCUGGAAAGACCAAAUGCUACAAGAACAUGGAAACGAUAUUGGACAGUUACGCGGACAAGCUGGGGAUGAGCCUGCCGCAGAGCCACGAGGAAUCGGUGAUUCGAGUGGUGUGUGGUCGCGGGACAUCUAAUUCGUACAAUCAUUCGAGGAAACGGCAGACCAGCGGUCACCGGUGUCACCGGAGGUGCGAGGAGGACCAGAUUUUUCUGGCUGACAACGUGGACAGUUGUUGCGUGUACCCGCAACACCUGGAGAACGGGCGCUUCCACGACAAUUGGCGCGAUUACAAAGUAAAGAUAUAUANUCGCGGGACAUCUAAUUCGUACAAUCAUUCGAGGAAACGGCAGACCAGCGGUCACCGGUGUCACCGGAGGUGCGAGGAGGACCAGAUUUUUCUGGCUGACAACGUGGACAGUUGUUGCGUGUACCCGCAACACCUGGAGAACGGGCGCUUCCACGACAAUUGGCGCGAUUACAAAGUAAAGACGUUCCCGGAGGAGUACAGGAAGAGGAAAGAGUCCCGGAGUUCGAGGCAGCGCAGGAAGGACGAGCUGGAGAACGAGCACAUCAGGUGCCAGCUGGACCUGCUGCGAUGCGACAGCGCGGAGACCGCCGGCGAUGAUUUAGAAAAUCGGCGAACGCAGAGGAAAUGUUACAACAACUUCAACUUCUUAGAAACGAGACUCGGAGGAAGGGGGACAGACGAUCACGAUCUCGCGAAGGGGAGAUCCGAGCGCAGUCAGAAUGCCCUAAACUUGGUGCCUAAGCCAGGCAAACGGUCCGCCGGUCGAAAGCACGCUGUCUGCAAGCCCGAGGACGAGUCGACGAACAGCGACGACGAGAAGCUUCUUCAAGGACGAGAUCAGGACGCCAGGAAGAAUCUUUACGACGCCGGUGACUUGAAUCUUCGGGCCACGAAGAACGAGAUCGUCGGCAUGAUCGACGAGGUCAGGCACGUGUUCUCAUCGUCGACGGAUCAACCAAAGAACGUCGAGUCGACGCGAGGACUGGUGAAAGAGGAGCCCUGCGUAGAAUUAACGCGUGCUCUGCAGGGCGACUGCUGCGGGUCCUUGAAGGACCUGCUGACCCACCGCGGAGUGAACCAGGACUGUAUCAAGCACUUGAAAUCGGUGCGGUGGAAGCACAUGAACCACAUCCAGGACAUGUUCAGCCAGCUCUGCACCCUCCAGAAGUUCCUGGACACGUGUUCGCCCAGACUGUCGUUGUCCGCACCGCAAACGCACACGGCCGCGGUCGAGCAACGCGUCGAGGAGCGACAGCAACAGCCCCACGAAGAGAAGUAGCAACGCGAGCAUCUCGCGCCGAUUGCUCGAGAGACCGCGGCGGCGCCCACGAUCAUGCUUUUAGAUGACUGUAUUUUUUCAGCGAUUUAAACGCGGCCUGUACGCCCGAACAAAUGGCGUGGACGCGA